This is a messenger RNA of Microsporum canis CBS 113480, 786 nucleotides long. RefSeq names its product proteasome component C5. The record is from RefSeq and is a predicted model, not a curated record. The transcript is spliced from 2 exons. Bases 1 to 786 code for a protein of 261 amino acids. NCBI's taxonomy places the organism in Eukaryota, Fungi, Ascomycota, Eurotiomycetes, Onygenales, Arthrodermataceae. Gene Ontology annotation, cellular component: proteasome core complex.
AUGAACUCUCUAUUAGCCCACCCUGAACCUCACAGCCAGCCCAUUGGGUACUCGUUCUCAGAGCAGUCGAGCGGCGCCAAACAACACAGCUUCUACCCAUAUACCGACAAUGGCGGCUCUACUCUCGGCAUAGCCGGUGACAAUUUCGCUAUUCUGGCUGGCGACACACGGUCGGUGUCUGGAUACAACAUCAACACCAGAUACGCACCUAAGGUGUUCAAGAUCGGUGCAGACGAGCAUACCGGAGAAGGCGGCCACAUGAUUCUCUGUGUCGUUGGCUUCUCCGCUGACGGUCGAGCUCUGAAAGAACGACUUGACGCCAUCGUCAAGAUGUACGAAUAUCACCACAACAAACCAAUGUCCGUCAGAGCGUGUGCACAGCGCCUAUCCACCAUCCUAUACUCGAAACGUUUCUUCCCAUACUACGUACACGCGAUUUUGGCCGGUGUUGAUGAGGAAGGCAAAGGGGCUCUGUACAGUUACGAUCCAGUGGGUUCGUAUGAGAGGGAGUUCUGCAGGGCAGCUGGGUCAGCAGCUAGUUUGAUGAUGCCUUUCUUGGACAAUCAGGUCAAUUUCAAGAACCAGUAUGUUGCCGGUAGCGGCCAGGGUAAUGCCUCGGUCCCUAGGAAGCCGGAGCCUCUAUCCAGAGAGGGUGCACAGCAGCUGGUACACGAUGCAUUCACAAGCUCCGUGGAGAGGCAUAUUGAGGUCGGCGACGGGCUGCAAAUGAUGAUUGUUACCAAGGAUGGUAUAGAGGAGGUGUACCGCCCACUCAAGCGGGAUUAG